Molecule: messenger RNA, 2151 nt
Organism: Talaromyces amestolkiae
Lineage: Eukaryota; Fungi; Ascomycota; Eurotiomycetes; Eurotiales; Trichocomaceae
Exons: 4
Coding region: 1-2151 (716 amino acids)
Molecular function (GO): protein binding
Source: RefSeq, a predicted model, not a curated record
AUGUCUUUCGGAAGCUUCCCCACCGAUUCGCUCAUCCUGCCCACGAAACGCCGUUACUUUCCUUUCAAAAUCCCAAACUUCCAUCAUCAGCUCCGCCACUACAUAAGCACCGCAGAUCCCGAUCGUGUCUAUUUCGUCGCCCACAAGGUGGUCCACUCGAUCCACGUCAAGUCGCAGAGAUGGGAUACAAUUGAACGAAUCCCCUUUGAACCCAAAUGCCUUGCUGCUGCGUAUGGAUGGAUUGUCGUCGGAGGUUCCGAUAAUGGAGAAUGUGCUUUCAUCAGUCUUCCUGGCCGGGAUCCGCGCACCGCAAGUGACACAAGACCCGGACCCAGAACAGCAGACGUAGAUACCGCACUGCCAAUCGAGCUGGACGCAGAUACAAGACUGUCGGCAGCGGCGGCAAAUACUUCGGCAGAACAACGAGCAUAUACUGGGGCUCUAGAGAAUGGCAUUGAAUUGCCGGAAAUUUUCACCAAAACGUUGACCGGCAGUAUCGUGAACUCCGUCACAGUUCAUCGCCUUCCAGCCGACGAAAGACUCGGGUUUUCCCAUGAGGACAUUGCUGUGUUCAGUAAUAAUGACAAGACGAUCAAGAUCUUCUCUUUGACGCGGCGCCAACUCCUCGAAACAAAACAUCAUCCCAAAUGCAUGAACUAUGCCGUGAUUUCUCCAGACUCUAGUCUCCUGGCGGCCGUGGGUGAUGUGAACUUUGCCUACUUCUAUCGAAUCGUUCGAGACACAAACAGUAUCGAUUACGGCUGGGGAGGKGAGCGAUUAUCGGGUUGGGCGUGGGAUCUCUGCUGUCGGAUAGAGUUACCUCUGAGCACCGACUUGAACAUGAGCCCGAAUUUCGAUGACGGUAGCUGCUUUACCAUAGCCUUUUCGCCUUCGAGCCGCUUAUGUGCCAUUGGUUCACAGUCUGGUAUUAUCAGCAUUUACGACGUAAAUGUGCUUCUUGAAUGUGUCUCGGGGGCACAGGGCUGCGACGCCCGUGUAGCUUUGUUUCGGUCAUCCCGGACUGACUCCGCUGGCGCAGUACGCAGUAUGGCAUUUUCACCAGAGCCGUGGGAUCUUCUAGUGUGGGUCGAAGAUACCGGAAAGUUUGGCAUAGUUGAUAUUCGCUCAGGCUUCUUUCGUCGGCAAAUCGUGAAUUUGGAUAGAGAUGAUCCCGAGACGCAGAAAGUGCGACCUAUAUAUAAUUCACCAUACCUGAUACGCUCAGAAAGUGAAGAAAAUGAACUCGGUACGAGAGACGAGAUGGGCAAUGUCCACCAAGCGGUCUUAGAUUUGCUAAACGGAACGUCGUUAACAGGAUUGAAUACCAGCACCUCAGAUAGAGUCACCUCCUUGCGCGAAAGUGUUCAAUCGCUCACUGAAAGGGAACGACAGAUUAUUGAGUUUCUCAACACGGCCCGAUCGUCAUCUAGACAAGAAAGUGAUGCAGAUGAUCGGGCACCAAGUACCGACAGUCAUUCACGGCAACACGCCACCGCAUCAUCCCUAGGAGGUGCUACUGACAACGCUGAUCACCCUUCUCGUACUACCUCGCCGUUCCGCUCUACGGAUGCCGCGCUUCAGGAGCUCUUUCGCGAGCAUUACCCUGGACGGGUUGGUGCCACAGAGCGAAGCUUUGGCCAAAGACGUCGUGCGUCCAUUGUGAUCUCGCAACCCAGUCAAGGUACAGGCCCGGCGCCCCACGCUCAAAGCGGCGACGAGGGCAAUAACAAUGCCAUAUCUGACUUUCAGUUGCGACUCAGAUGGACGACAUCGCCCACAAGAUUGCAGUCAUCAGAUGGCACUUCACAUAAUAACGGUGCUAGUCUUGAACAUGAGUUGGAAAACAAUGGAUCGAGCGCUGACAACGGUCAGACGAUUUCGAGUGCUGGAGCAGAGGUUUGGAAUAUAGCUUAUCCUGAUGAAGAACUACCAACGGAAGCGUGGCAAACGUCACAACGGUCAAGAUCCAUUCCUCGUCGGAUUCCGCGUCCUGGUACUACAACAGAAAGUCGGUAUGAUGCACAGCGCGCCUCAGCAGCAGAAAUGCGGGCCAGUGUAGCAGCAGAACGACUGCGACGGCAACGGCUUGCGGCUAACGAGGKAUGCUUUUUUUCCUUUUUUAUCAUUCAUUCGUUCCCCGAGAUGGAUUAG